AUGGAAGAUAUCCGAGAUGACCUAUUGUUGGAGUGUGAACUUCUUCUCUUGUCCUUUGCAACAGGCAUCCAAGACGCAGCAGCCUGGCCCGAUUACUCCUGUUUUGCGUCAAAUCAAACUGGAAACACGCUUUUCCUAGCCAUUGGUGUUGCGGGUCUCACAAACAACGCAUACAGCUUCCCGAAUAUCGGUGCCAGUCUCUCCAUGUUCGUGGCUGGAGGGCUGAUAUUGGGCCAGAUCGGCAACUAUAUUGGGGUGCGGCGACGGUUAUGGAUCCUCAUCAGCAAUAUCAUCCAAACCUCUCUCGUCUUUGCUGCUGUUUGCAUUCAAUAUUCACUUCCUAUUCAACGAGAUGGUCCGGCUGCUCUGGCAGUAAUUGCACUUCUGGCCUUCUCAGCCGGUGGACAGGUGGCUAUGAGUCGCUCGUUGAAAAUCACAGAAAUAACCACGGCGAUGGCAACGGCAGCUUUUGUGGACCUGGUGAUCGACCCAGGGUUGAUGAAGCUGCGCAACCGGUUACGAAAUCGCCGAUUCAUGUUUAUCAUCAUGCUAUCAGCCGGUUGUUUCGUGGGAGCAUUUGCACAACGUGAAAUCAGCUCGACACUCCCACUUCUCUUAUGCGCCAUUGGAAAAGCCGUGGUGACACUUGGGUUUUUGUUUAAUCGGCCCAUUGACAGAGAAAAUCCGAAGGAGCGUGCACUAUCCCGGAUGUCUUCAGAGUCCUCGGAGACUUGUUGA
Messenger RNA from Penicillium lagena, 738 nucleotides. Its product is annotated as YoaK family protein. The record is from RefSeq and is a predicted model, not a curated record. The coding region runs from base 1 to 738 and encodes 245 amino acids. Lineage: Eukaryota; Fungi; Ascomycota; Eurotiomycetes; Eurotiales; Aspergillaceae. The transcript has a single exon.